CAAGCAGCUCAACUUCAGUUUCGAUAGUGAUCUGCCAUCCGAUUGCCCCAUCCAGCCCUCCCUCCGACCCAUCCAUCUAUUCCAGCAGAUUAUUGCCCUCUGAACCCGCCGCCAAGUCUGGCCUUCCCUUCCGGUGGCUCACACCUUCCGCCCCAUUGGUGGCCUUUGGGGUGUGCUCGCGCUUCUUGAGCCUACCUAGGCCAUCGUUCGGCCGGUUGGUCGGCCGUUGAGCGGGGUCUCUGACGAGUUCUCUUGAUUAGACGAGGGCAGUCGGUCAGGAUGCGCGCCUCACCCGUAGACCCUUAGAACAUCACUCCUCUGGUCACCCCCAUUAAUAGUCCGCCUUAUCUGUCGGUGGGUGGGUGAGACAUCGGGUCUGCGUGGGUCGAGGGCGUGUUCGGCGGCGCUCACUGGGUUGAAGGGGAGCCCGUCAGGACUGAGGAUUGUUGAUGAUGGAAGAAAGCCAGUGGCACAACUGGGAAAAGACCGGCCAAACCGAAUUCGGUAAAUUGUUCCAACGAGGCGUGACGGCCUGGACCAAUGCGGGCCGCCCGCCCAAUGUGGACCUGGGUCUGAAGCGUCUGGUUUAUGACUUGGUGGUCCGAUGCAUCCGCGAUCAAGGUGUCAAACGCGAUCAUGUGGUCCAAUUCAUCGGCGAAAAGUGCGUGUCCCACGCUGAAUUAUCCAAUAUGUGGGUAGACGUGUUCGCCCUCUUGGACAACGAAACUAGUUUGAUGGCCAAGGACCGACGCGAAGAACGCGAGCGAUUCGUGCGAUUGUUCCGCGAGGCCGAGAAGUAUCUGUCCACCGGUCAUCUCAAGGAGCGUAUCGAGGUCUUGGAGACACUGGAGGACAUUGGUGUGCUCAAAUCCACCAAGAAGUUCUUCACAUCCAUGAUUAAGCUCAAGACGAAAUUGUUUUACAAGCAGCAGAAGUUCAAUCUCUUUCAUGAAGAAUGCGAGGGCUUCGCCAAGCUGCUCACUGAGCUCAACCAGGACCUGACCACGGUCUCGCCCAAAGAAGUGCUCGAGACCAUCAAAUCUAUCAUCGGCUACUUCAACCUGGACCCUAAUCGCACUUUGGACAUCAUCCUCGAGUCCUUUGAAUGUCGCCUCGAGCAUCACCGGUUCUACAUCCACCUAUUGCAAGAGUUCGUGCCAGAUCCACAAACAUUGAACGAGCUCCUCGCUUUCAAAUACAAAUUCUACGAGUCUGAGUGCGUGGAUAAUGGCGGUAAAAUCCCCGAAUCUCUGUUCACCGUCACGGCUUUGCUCAUCCAAUAUGACAUCCUCGAUAUGGACACGAUCUAUGGGAUGCUUAAGCCUGAUGAUGCGGAGAUUGAAUCCGAAUCCGAUGUGGGCAUAAAAGACGCUAGAGAAUUUGUCCGAAAAAUGAACGUUGUCUCUACCAACAAGGGAGACAAGCCGGACCUGACCAUGGCCGAUUUCCAGGCCAUCGCAGCAACCUAUGACGCCAACCAGAAAUUGGGUCUAAUUGAGGCCUUUCUCCGAGUCGGGGCGUGGACACAUGCUGAAAAGCUCAUGAAUCGGCUACCACCAUACUUUGCGGUCUCGCAGGAACCGAUCGCUAAAGCGCUCCAGAGACUCGUUCAUCUCACGAUUCAACCCUUGGUGCAAAAAUGUAGCAACAAAUCGUACAAGACCUUCUCGAGCGAUCUCAUCCCGUCAUCCAAUCAAUUCUCGCCCAUUCUUGUGGACACGUUUGAGCAAUUCAAAACGGUGGUAAUGCCAAUGCUCAUGGAGCUGGGACCUCACGCUAGCUCGGAUCUAAGCCUAUUAUACAAGAUCAUGCGGAUCCUUAAAGCUGACCUGAAAACAACCUUCGACGAGACGGGUCGGGAUCGAGAGAAAACGGCCGAGUUCAGUGUUUCCCCGGAGUCGUGCUGCCUCUAUUAUGAGACCAUCACAUUAACGGAUGCUGUUCUUCUGCCCUCGUUGUCUUUGGCGGAGAGCAAUUGCUGUUUAGCCGAGGAGAUCUGGAGUGUUCUUCGCGUGUUCCCCUAUCACGUCAGAUAUCAUUUGUUCGGUCAGUGGAAGGCCAACACCUACGAUGCACAUCCCUUGCUUUUGCGGAAGAAGGCCAUCACACUCAAAGGCAUUAAGCGUAUCAUGCAGAGAAUCAGCAAAGAAAAUGUCAAGCCCACCUCACGACUGAUUGGGAAAAUCACCCACAGCUCGCCCGGAUUGGUGUUUGAAUAUAUCUUGAGCCAAAUCCAAUUGUACGACAACAUGAUUACGCCGGUGGUGGAUUCCCUCCGGUAUCUGACCUCGCUCUCCUUUGAUGUUUUGGGCUAUUCCAUCAUUGAAGCAUUGAAUAACCCCGAGAAGGAUCGAACCAAACACGAUGGGACGAGCAUUUCCCUGUGGCUCACCUCUUUAUCCAACUUUUGUGGGGCCGUGUACAAGAAGUACAACAUCGAGCUCACCGGCCUCCUCCAGUACGUGGCCAAUCAGCUGAAAAACAAACACAGUCUGGACUUGCUGAUCAUGAAGGAAGUGGUCCUCAAAAUGGGUGGGAUCGAAGGGGCAGAGGAGAUGACUUCGGAGCAAAUCGAUGCCAUGGCUGGCGGAGAACUGUUGCGACAAGAGGCCGGUUCGUUCACUCAGAUCAAGAAUACGAAGAAGAGUUCGCAGCGCUUAAAAGACGCAUUGAUUGAUCAUGACCUGGCGGUUCCGUUGUGUCUGCUCAUGGCACAACAGAGAAACUGUGUGGUGUAUCAGGAGACUGAAGAUUCCCACUUGAAGUUGGUUGGAAAACUCUUUGACCAGUGCCAAGAUACGUUGGUUCAGUUUGGCACCUUCCUCGCGUCCAAUCUGUCGAUUGACGACUACACUCGGCGAUUGCCUCCCAUUCAGACUCUGCUAUCACGGUAUCAUGUAAAUCUCGACCUGGCUUUCUUCUUGGCCAGGCCCAUGUUCAACCAUCAGAUCUCACUACAAUACGAGAACAUCCGAAAGAACGAGAAACAUCGAUGGAAGACCAUCUCGGAGAACGAGAAACAAAAUCUUUACGUGGCUGCCACCACCGAUGUUAUGACACCUAUCACGGAGGCCAUCCGUCCUUUGCACUCCGUCAAGAUUUGGGAUGACAUCUCGCCACAGUUUCUAACCACCUUUUGGUCACUCACGAUGUACGACUUGUUUGUUCCCGAGGAUGUUUAUGGAAAAGAGAUCCAGAAAUUAGUGCUUGCUCCGUCCAAGGUGGAUGAUAACAAGGAGCUGAACUCUUCGAGAAAAAAGAAGGAGAAAGAGCGACUUCAUAACAUGUUGGAGAAGAUCCAGGACGAGCAAAAGAAGCAGAAGGAUCACGUGGAACGCGUCAUGGCCCGGCUGAAGACCGAGAAGGACUCUUGGUUCUUCUCGAGAUCCGCACGCUUGGCCAAGAAUGAAACCAUCACCACAUUUCUCCAGCUGUGCUUGUUUCCACGAUGCAUCUUUACGGCUAUUGAUGCCAUCUACUGUGCCAAGUUCGUGCAAGUGAUCCACAUGCUCAAAACGCCCAACUUCUCAACCUUGAUUUGCUUUGACAGAAUAUUUUGUGAUAUUACCUACACCGUCACAUCAUGCACAGAGAACGAGGCUCAUCGGUAUGGUCGCUUCCUUGCAGCCAUGCUGGAGCUGGUCAUGAAAUGGCAUUCGAAGAAGGAGAUCUUCGACGAGGAGUGCGUUGGUUACCCGGGGUUUGUGACCAAAUUCCGCGUGGCUCAGACCGAACAAAAGCCCGGAGGGGGUCCCGGAGAUUCCGUGGAUUACGAGAAUUAUCGCCAUGUUUGCCACAAGUGGCAUUACAAAAUUGCCAAAGCCCUUGUUGUUUGUCUGGAAUCAAAGGACUACGUCCAGAUUCGGAAUGCUUUAACGAUCCUUUUCAAAAUUUUGGGAUUCUUUCCCAUGCUUCUCCCUCUGGCUGGAGUGCUUGAGAGGCGCAUAGAAAAGGUGGUUGAGGAGGAAAAAGACAAACGCAUGGAUUUGUGCAUCAUGGCUCGAAGUUAUCAAGGACAGCUCAAGGCCAAGCGACCGCAUAUGAUGCUUGAACGAGACUUUCACAUCCCAAAAGAAGGCAAAGGAGGUGCGGGUGGUGGUCCUAAGGAAGGGGGAGAUAACACAGCUAACGACAAUAGCACCAAAACCUCGGGUGGCAAAUCGGCCAAGCCCGAGGAAUCACGCCUCUCCUCAGAAAGAUCGUCCAAGAGCCGAAGCCAAAGUCGAGAGAAUUCGCUCUCUCGAAGCAAUGACGAACCAGCCUCAUCGGUCUCAUCUGGAGGCGGAAAGUACAAGAAAAAUCGGGACCGAGAUUCCAAGGAACGCAGUCUCGGACGGGAUUCCAGCUCCAGGGAGCGGUCGCGUGAACCCAAGACUCGCCAUUCCUCCAAAGAUCGGGAGAGAAGAGAAGAGAUGGGACCUCCGCAAUCCUCUACUUCUCAUCGUCGCAGUGCAGAGUCUGAAUCCAUGGAACGAGAACUGAAACGCCGCAAGCCCGAGGACGAAAGCGGUCGCCGGUUCAAGGACCGAUCCCGCGAAAGGAGCGAGGACAGCGAUCAAGGCGAGCUGACCCCACCUCCCAAAAAGGAAAAGUCCUCGUCCAAAAGCGACCGGAAACGCGAACGCGACGAAAUGGUUGCGGCGAAUGCGUCCUCUAUAGACAACAACGGCACGAUUCUCAAGAGAAGCAAGAAGGAGGAUCGGGAGGGUUCAUCCUCAAUGUCUUCGCAUCGACAUGGAGCAGAGAAUGGUGGGGACGAGAUGGCCAUAGCGGAUCGGAAAUCCGGUCGGGCCAACUCACGUCGAGGUGGCGGUGAACCAUCCAAACGCAAGUCGACCUCCUAACGUUACGUGUGUUGUAAGAUAUGUACAAUCUGUACCCCAACAAAUCAACACGCAUUUACUUUGCCAAUGGCCCGUGUGUGUCGAUGAAAAUGUUGUUUUUUUUGACGCUUCAUGGUGAAUUAAAAUGCUUCAUUCGGAUCGAAUCAAAUCAAUAAAGAGUUUCGUUAACAUCUCGCAUGAACUGCUGCCAUCAUCAUCGUUAGGGCAUUUUUAUUAGUCGUCUCAAAUUUUCACGUCUUGAAAUCACCUUUAGUGGUACAACAAUAGCUCACGUCGACAAGGCUUCGUCAAACUAAAAUUCAGACAAAAAUCUGUGUGUGAUUGUACUCUCAAAUUCUUGAAAUCCUUCUGGAUCGACUCAUCCGGGUGGUUUCAUCAGUGUUUGUAAGUCGUGUGGGCCCCUACCUUGAACCGGAAUCCCAGUGGAUGAAUCUCUUGACCCCCACUGUGGGCCCUAUUUAAGAGCAAUCGUCUUAGCAACGGAGUUCAUUCCAAGUUAAGCGUUGAUCAAGCAUGUUACAAACCACGAUCGCUUCAGUGCUUGGAGCACUUCUCGUACUUUCCAGUAGCUCCAACGCCAAAACAAAUUUCA
Messenger RNA from Tigriopus californicus, 5436 nucleotides. It is a transcript of the gene tho2, whose product is annotated as THO complex subunit 2-like. Gene Ontology annotation, molecular function: mRNA binding. The transcript has 17 exons. Bases 450 to 4844 code for a protein of 1464 amino acids. Gene Ontology annotation, cellular component: THO complex part of transcription export complex. NCBI's taxonomy places the organism in Eukaryota, Metazoa, Arthropoda, Copepoda, Harpacticoida, Harpacticidae. Gene Ontology annotation, biological process: mRNA export from nucleus; mRNA processing. The record is from RefSeq and is a predicted model, not a curated record.